AGAUUUGACCAGACCCGAUGUCUUCCACUCGUGCAUUUGAACAGGGCUUUGCGAUGUCCAACUGCACGCUCAACCUCAACGACUCCAUCCUGACCCUACAAAAAGUCACUUCCAUUCCCAUGUUCGUUCUAGGGAUGCUGGGAAACAUCUACGUGUUGGUGAAGUUCUGCUGGCGUCCCAAAACCCAAUGGACCUACAUGAACAUCUACAUCUCCAACAUGGUUGCCGCCGACUGCGCCCUAUUGAUCUUCCUGCCUGUUAAGAUCCAUUACUACAACCGGGAGCUGGCGGGCGGUUUACAGAAGCUCUGCAAUUUCGUUUUGUCGCUUUAUUACAUCAACAUGUACGUCAGCAUAUUCACAAUCACCGCCAUAAGCGUUGUACGAUACGUUGCUAUUAAGUAUCCAAUGAAAGCCAGGGAAAUAUUCUCUUGUCGAAGCGCUCUGGUGGUUUGCGCCGUAAUAUGGGUUACCAUUUGCUCCAUCAGUCCGGUGUACUUCGUCACCGACUCAAGUAACGAUAAGACCAUGUGCUUCCAGAGGGUCAAGCAAACGUUGUCGCUACAUUUCAUUUUAUUGCUAAUUAUCGUUGGAUUCGUACUGCCAUUUAUAAUCAUGCUUUACUGCUCCGCAAGAGUCAUUCACACUCUACGAAAACAACUGGACGUCGGAUCACGUUCGGAAAAACUCCAAUGCAUGUUUAUCAUCAUAGCUAAUUUAAUCGUGUUCAUCGUAUGCUUCUUUCCGGUUCAUUUGGGUUACAUCGUUAAAUACAUUGUACAAAAGGAGUAUGCGGAUCCGCUGGAUAACUACAGCUGCGAUUCGAAACUAAUCGCGCACAAUUUUCUGCACAGCGCCUUUUGCUUGUCGGAUAUGAACUGUGGUUUGGACUGCUUUAGCUACUUUUUUGCCACCAAAACAUCAUGGAACAUGUGCUGCACAGGUCAAGCCAAAAACGAGAAGAGUAGAUAUAACACGGUUUCAGAUUCUGAUGGCAAGUCUUAACCCUUUGUGUACUGUUCAAAUUGACUACACUUUCGUUAUGUUGGGGGCUGUUUUUGCCCCAUUGACCUCCACUAACAAUCAAGAAUGCAUGAUGAGUAAAUGCUGCCAUGGCUUUACAA
Messenger RNA from Danio rerio (zebrafish), 1123 nucleotides. It is a transcript of the gene gpr35.1, whose product is annotated as G protein-coupled receptor 35, tandem duplicate 1. Gene Ontology annotation, molecular function: G protein-coupled receptor activity. Gene Ontology annotation, biological process: signal transduction; G protein-coupled receptor signaling pathway. The record is from RefSeq and is marked provisional. Gene Ontology annotation, cellular component: membrane; plasma membrane. NCBI's taxonomy places the organism in Eukaryota, Metazoa, Chordata, Actinopteri, Cypriniformes, Danionidae.